Messenger RNA from Lymnaea stagnalis (great pond snail), 1606 nucleotides. NCBI's taxonomy places the organism in Eukaryota, Metazoa, Mollusca, Gastropoda, Lymnaeidae. The record is from the annotation of a GenBank genome assembly.
AUGACAUGCCUUUGUUCUCCUUACAGACGGCGCUAUAAUGAAGUUCUUCUCGGGGGCGGCCCCGUGCUCAGCAACUACCUCAGCGGCGUGCUGGUGAAGGAAGAGGUGGUGCGGCAGCUGGCGUACAUGGGCAAACGUCUGCUCACCAUGAUCAAGGAGGCUGGCGUGAAGCUGGGGAUUAGGGUAAAUAGGAAAAAUGCCGUAGGUGUCUCGGGGUCGUAUGUUGGUGGAAAUGUAAUCAUGAAGUCUGGCGUAAAGCUGGGGAUUAGGGUAAAUAGGAAAAAAGCCUUUGGUGUCUCGGGGGUCGUAUGUUGGUGGAAAUGUAAUCGUGAAGGCUGGCGUAAAGCUGAGGAUUAGGGUAAAUAUCAAAAAUGGCCUAUGUGUCUCGGGGUCGUAUGUUGGUGGAAAUGUAAUCAUGAAGGCUGGCGUAAAGCUGGGGAUUAAGGAAAAUAGGGAAAAAAAGCCGUUGGUAUCUCUGACUCUGGGGUUUAUGUUGGUGGAAACGCAUUGAGAUAAUUACUAAAUAUGAAAGGACCUAUUGUUUAGUUUGGGGGGGGGGUUUGAAUUCAUCUUUCAUCGCAUCCAUAAAACGAAGCAAAUAACUAAUUUAAUUUAUAGCAGAUGAAAAUAACAAUUUUAAAAAAUAUAUACGUUUAAGGAGUAGAAUUUCAAGGUAUACAUUUUAUUACAAUAUAUUAUUUUAAAGCUAAAUUUCUUUCGACAGCAGGGACGUAUGGAAAUUGAAAGUUGUAUUUCAAUUGGUAUGUAAUGUGUCGCCUCCAGUAAUAAUCCCCCGAACAAGCCGACCAAGUUUUCGAUUUGCCCCCCCCCCCCACCCCGGCAAAGCCCUGAAAUGAUAGGUCACUGGUUCAUACAGGAACAGUAAAGCAUUUACAUAAAUGAGUCUUAAUCUUUUAAAAAAAAAAAAAAUAAUUAAAUAAUCAAGAGUCCUUGAAGUUGUGUUGGCUAAAGAACUUUUUGAAAUGACAUGUUUCGGACUAUUUUCGUGGUGUGUUGGUGAUCAGUGGCGAAGCCAGGAUUUGGCACCGGGCUGUAGAAGUACCGCCCCUAUUUCUAUCCGCUUUAUCUACAUCGUUUCCUUUGAUCUGCAUUGCUCCCAAUUACUUAAAAGGAUAGGAAGAGAUAAUCGGUGUGGGCCGAGCCGCCCCACGUGUUUGGAGUUCGCCAACGUUACUUAACUCCCGGAAAGGUAGUGUUCCCUUUUUAUUAUCUUCUAAAAAUGACACACAUUAAAAAAGAUAUAAAAAUUUGAAUCUGACAGGAGUUGUAUACUUGAAAAGGCCGUAUACUUUUGGAACAAACGGUCUCAGGAGGGGGGGGGCGCCCCCACGCCCCACCCCUGCUUCACACUUGCUACGCAGCAGGCUUCAUGUGGUAAUUUCAGAAGAAUUGAUUGUUAAGGAAGUCUUUUGUUUCUUUCGGUCUCACAGGCCGAUAACGGGGUUGUCCCACUGUACGGCACCCCCGGCGAGUGGUCAACACAGGGGCUCGACGGGCUGGAGGAAGCGUGUAAGAGGUACAGAGCCAUGGGGGCGGAGUUUGCACUUUGGAGGUGUGUCUAUAGUAUCGGCCCUUUCACGCCCAC